Molecule: messenger RNA, 1611 nt
Organism: Clonostachys rhizophaga
Lineage: Eukaryota; Fungi; Ascomycota; Sordariomycetes; Hypocreales; Bionectriaceae
Source: the annotation of a GenBank genome assembly
AUGAAUACGACUUUCUUCACCAAGGCCGUGGCGCCCGCCCGUGCCAUCUCCCGCCGCCAGUUGGGCAGACAGACCAAGCUCCGAGACUGCGGGCGGAGCAGCGCAAAGCUUCACACGGCCAGCUUUUCCAUCAGAGCUUCAAAGCGGCCUGGCCCCUGCCCGGCGUUGAGUCCGAAAACCCCCUCUUUCAAGCGAACCUUCCAUACCACCAACGUCCUCAGUCAGAAAGACCCGUACCAAGCCCUAGGUGUCAGCAAGAGUGCCUCAGCCGCCGAAAUCAAGAAGGCAUACUAUGGCUUGGCGAAGAAGUACCAUCCGGACACGAACAAGGACCCAUCUGCGAAGGAGAAGUUUGGCGACAUCCAGUCCGCAUACGAGAUUCUGUCCGACCCCAAGAAGAAGGAGCAGUACGAUACCUUUGGCGCUGCCGGCUUCGAUCCAAGCGGAGCCGGUGCACCAGGUGGUGAUCCCUUCGGCGGAGCUGGAGGCCCCUUCUCCGGUUUCGGCGGUGCUCAGGGUGGUUUCGGAGGAGGCUUCAACUUCGACGAUAUCUUCUCAGCCUUCACCGGCCAACAAAGCGGACCCUUCGGAGGGCGACGGGGAGGCCGUUCGGGUCCCUUCCAGCAGGAAAUUCUGGUCGGUGACAAUGUGGAGGUUCAAGCAAGCAUUACCUUCAUGGAGGCUGCUAAGGGAACGAGCAAGACUAUCAACCUGACGCCUCAGGUUCCUUGCGGUACUUGCGACGGAAGCGGCCUAAAGGCUGGAACCCAGCGAUCUCCUUGCAAGUCCUGUAACGGUACUGGUACCCGGGUGCACUUCAUGCAAGGCGGGUUCCAAAUGGCAUCAACCUGUGGAACUUGCGAGGGAACAGGCACAACCAUUCCUAGAGGCUCGGAGUGCCGGAGUUGCUCGGGCCAUGGAGUAGUCCGAGAACGCAAAACAAUCACCGUUGACAUCCCCGCCGGUAUCGAAGACGGGAUGCGGCUGCGUGUUGACGGAGCAGGUGAUGCUCCCGUAACAGGAAAAACCGCUGAUCCUCACGUAAGGACCCAGCGGGGAGACUUGUACGUCUUCGUCCGAGUUGCCAAAGACCCCAAGUUCCGAAGAGAGGGAUCCAACAUCCUCUACACGGCCACCAUUCCCCUUACCACGGCUCUUCUGGGUGGUCAAGUGGCCGUGCCAACUCUUGACGGAGAAGUCAACGUCAAGGUUGCAACGGGAACCAACACUGGAGACAAGAUGACCCUUGCCGGGAUGGGCAUGAAGCGGCUCGGUGCUCGCAGGGGAGGCUCUGGUGACCUAAGGGUCGAGUUCAAGGUGAACAUGCCAAAAUACCUGAGCGCGAACCAACGAACGAUAGUGGAGAUGCUAGCGGACGAGAUGGGUGACAAGACGGCCAAGCGUGUCAUGAACGUCUCAUCUUCGAGCAACUCGACUUCGGCAGAUGCUCACAAGGACGAGGGUUUCCUCAAAUCCAUGUGGCACAAUUUCACCAACCAUCCAGCACACCAGCAUAAUGCAGAGGAAGGACAGGGAUCCAGCACUAACUCUGAUGACAAGGCAAAGAAGACUGAUGACAGCAAUGACAGCAAGAAGCCGGGUUCCAGCUAA